CCUGGGAUCGUUACUAUGGGGCGUGGCGGCUGGGGGCUCCGGAAAGUUCCAGAGGGGCGGGGCGGGGCGGGACGGGAGCAGGCGCUGCUGCCGCUGCCCCUCCCCCUAGAUCGGCUGCAGCUCGUACGGAGCAGACACAGCGGCAUAGCAUCCCCGAUAUGGCGUCUGCGCGGGAGGAGGGCUUACAGUCGAAAAAGAAACAUUGUGAAGGAACAAGUUAACCUCAAACAGAGACUGGAGAAAGAUUUGGAAGAGGUGAAAGAGCUCCUGAAAAAAGCCACAAGGAAAAGAACUCAUGAUGUCUUGAUGGCAGAAAAGUACAAGCUAGAGAUCGAAAUCAAGAACCAGCCACCACCCAAGCUAAAAGAAGACACUACGGAGGAAGAGAAACCACCCGCUGUGGGAUACACAGUGAAAAUCAACAGUUAUGGUUGGGAUCAGUCGGAUAAGUUUGUGAAGAUUUACAUCACUUUAAAUGGAGUGCAGCAGCUUCCAGCUGAGAAUGUGCAGGUCCACUUUACAGAAAGGUCAUUUGAUCUGCUUGUGAAGAAUCUGAAUGGGAAGAAUUACUCCAUGACAUUCAAUAACCUUCUGAAACCCAUCUCUGUGGAAGGAAGUUCAAGGAAGAUCAAGACGGACAUGAUCCUUGUGUUAUGUAGGAAGAAACAGGAAGAAAAAUGGGAUUGCCUGACUCAGGUGGAAAAAGAGAGCAAGGAGAAAGAGAAAGCCUCCUAUGACACCUCAGACCCUGGUGAGGGGCUGAUGAACCUUCUCAAAAAGAUGUAUGCGGAGGGAGAUGAUGAAAUGAAAAGAACCAUUAACAAGGCCUGGGUUGAAAGCAGAGAGAAACAAGGCAAAGGGGAUAUACCAUUAGAUAUUUGAGACUACUCCAAAGGCUGCCUUGACACGGACCUUCCAUAUGAGACUUUUGCUGUGCUGCAGAGAUCAGUUCUACAAGUGCAUUGUUUACACAACCUUCUUCCAAGCAAAGACACUUACCUGUUUUCCAUUUCAGGUUGGAGAAAAUAUUUAAAUAAAAUACCCUUAUAAAGCA
Molecule: messenger RNA, 1054 nt
Organism: Caretta caretta (loggerhead turtle)
Lineage: Eukaryota; Metazoa; Chordata; Testudines; Cheloniidae
Gene: CACYBP
Product: calcyclin binding protein
Biological process (GO): heart development
Cellular component (GO): nucleus
Molecular function (GO): ubiquitin protein ligase binding; S100 protein binding; tubulin binding
Source: RefSeq, a predicted model, not a curated record